Molecule: messenger RNA, 477 nt
Organism: Lactuca saligna
Lineage: Eukaryota; Viridiplantae; Streptophyta; Magnoliopsida; Asterales; Asteraceae
Source: the annotation of a GenBank genome assembly
AUGAAAGAUAUUGAAAAGUUGAGACCUGAAGCCGAUAUGCAUCUUAUGGAUAGAGAUCCAAAGACUUGCUCUUUAGCUUUUUUUAGAGCUCACAAUUCAUCUUGUGAGUCUGUGGAGAAUGGAUUUUCAGAGAGUUUUAAUAGUGUCAUUUUGGAUGCUAGGAAGAAACCUAUUAUCAACAUGUUAGAGGAAAUUCGUAUAUAUGUGAAGCAAAAGGAUGGGGGUGGGGAAGAUGUUGUUAUGGGUGAUGCAUUUGAGCCACAUGCUAAAGAAGUUGUGAGGGUAAACGAAUAUGAGGAUGCGGUGAGGGAUAAUGAAGCUAAGGAACUAGGGAAGGUUAAUGAAGUUGUUGGGCGUGUGUAUAGCACAUGUCAACCAAGAAAGAGGAAAAAGUAUGAGAGAAUUCUUAAACUAAAACUUGCUAAGAGGGUUGAAGGUGAAAGUAGUAGUGUUAUAUCGCCAAUGGAGUUGGAUUAA